GAGUUCAGAAAAUAUUGAUGGCGGCCACAUGCUCAUCGGAACUUUGGUAUCUCCAGUUGUGAAUUUUGUGAAUUAAAUUGUUAUAUCAUACCUGCAGCCUCACAGAACCCCGCAGGAUGAAGGAUACACCUCUUGCCAACUGUGAGCGGGAUUUCCUGCUUAAAGCCAUCGAGGAGAAAAAGCGGCUGGAUGGACGGCAGACCUAUGACUACAGAAAGAUAAAGAUCACGUUUGGCACGGACUAUGGAUGCUGCUUUGUCGACCUGGGGAGAACCAGGGUCAUGGCUCAGGUGUCCUGUGAGCUGGUGGCUCCUAAAGAGAAUCGACCAAACGAGGGAAUCAUGUUCUUUAACAUCGAACUGUCGCCCAUGGCCUCACCAGCAUUCGAACAGGGCAGACAGUCUGAGUUAUCAGUGAAGCUAAACAGACAGCUGGAGAGAUGCCUGAGGAACUCCAAGUGCAUUGAUACAGAGUCCCUGUGUGUGGUGUCUGGAGAAAAGGUGUGGCAGAUCAGAGUGGAUGUCCACAUGUUGAAUCAUGAUGGGAACCUGAUGGAUGCUGCCAGCAUCGCCGCCAUCACUGCUCUGUGCCACUUCAGACGCCCUGACGUCGCCAUCCAGGGAGAUGAAGUCACAGUGUUCAGUCCAGAGGAGAGAGACCCUAUUCCUCUAAGUAUCUACCACAUGCCCAUCAGUGUCAGCUUCUCCUUCUUCCAGCAAGGAACAUAUCUGCUAGUGGACCCCUGUGAGCGGGAGGAGCGGGUGAUGGAUGGCUUGCUGAUGAUUGCUAUGAACAAACACAGAGAAAUCUGUUCCAUCCAGUCCAGCGGGGGCAUCAUGCUGCUUAAGGACCAGGUCAUGAGAUGCAGUAAGAUUGCCAGUGUCAAAGUGUCUGAAAUCACAGAACUCAUCGGCAAAGCCCUGGAAAAUGACAAGAAAGCCAGGAAGGCAGGCGGUAGGUGUGGUUUUGCAGAGUCUAUUCCUCAGGAGCGAAUCACAGCUCUGAAAAUGGAGGAGUCUCCAGUGGAGAUGAUGGAUGUAACAGAAAGAGCCAAUGACAUUGUCCAGAAAGCAGAGGCCCCACCUCAGACGGUACCAUCCCCAGUGGUGCCUGUUCCAGGUGUGGGUCAGGUGGGUCAGGGGCUGCAAAACACCUGGGGCCUGGAGGAUGAUGACGAAGAGGAAGAAGAGGAGGAGGAAAAUGGCAACAGAGGUGAAGAACAGGAGGGGAAAGCAUCAAAGAUGGAAAAGUAUGAAAAGGAAGAGAGCAGAGGAGGAGAUGUGGUUGAAAUAUCAGACAGUGAAGAGGAGGAAGUGGUCAUACUUCAUCCAGAGACAUCAGACAAAGCUCCUGUAAAUACAGGAUCCAGAUCCAGUUCACACCAGAAGGGGGCAGCAAAAUCCAAGAAAAAAUGAAUGAAGGAGCCAUUUAUGGUCACUGCAGCAGGAUAUGUGUUAAUGUACAGCUACAGCGGUGCCAGACACUGCAGCACCGCCUCAUGAUAAAGACUGUCCUGGUUUAAAAUGAUUCCUGUGUGUUACAGCAGAGAACUGGGAUCAAAUAAGUAUUACAGUACAGAGACACUUAAAAGUGCUGGAUUCUCAACAUGAGAACAUUCAGUAAAGUUAACAUCUGUUGGUAGCUGUGUGGUCAGCUCAGAAGCAAGUUUUGCUUACAAAUGUAGAGAGUAUGAUUUGUUACAUAAUGUAUUUUAACAAUGAAAUGAUGUAUAAGGACAAAUUUUAGAUGGUAUGAUUAAAGAAAAUAUUCUCAACCACCGUUUGGUGUUUAGCAGAGCAGCAAAGUGGUAUAUUUUGUAAGAAAAAAAUGUGGUCUGUGGUGUUAAUUGUGAAUCAACAUAAAAAAGAAAAUAAAUAACUCUUCGUUUUUGUA
This is a messenger RNA of Lates calcarifer (barramundi perch), 1893 nucleotides long. It is a transcript of the gene exosc9, whose product is annotated as exosome component 9. Gene Ontology annotation, cellular component: nuclear exosome (RNase complex); cytoplasmic exosome (RNase complex). The record is from RefSeq and is a predicted model, not a curated record. NCBI's taxonomy places the organism in Eukaryota, Metazoa, Chordata, Actinopteri, Centropomidae. The transcript is spliced from 12 exons. Gene Ontology annotation, biological process: nuclear mRNA surveillance; U4 snRNA 3'-end processing; U5 snRNA 3'-end processing. Bases 117 to 1415 code for a protein of 432 amino acids.